AUGCGCGAUGAUGCCCAAACGACAGAGGGGGAGGAGGAGGAGGAGGAGGAGGAGCGGGGUCUCCAACCUGCCCACCUCUCUCCUCCCUCCAGCACCGCGACAGACACCUCUCCUGGCCUAUCGCAUCAGAGCCGGACCCCCCUGCGUCCUUUCCCUCGCUCCCUCCCUCCCCGGUGCCCUGCCCACCCCGGCGGUCUCCUCUCCAGCCCUGCCAGAGCCAAUCCGCGACUGGGUGUAAGUAGGGCAAGCCGCUUCCUGGUUCUCAGAAAGAAGGAGCAGGGAGUCGGACGGGGCCAGCGGAGGCAGCAGCAGCAGCAGCAGACAGGGGGGUCAGAGGAGCCCGAGGAGCCGGCGGUCUGCAGAGAGGAGACAGGAGAGGAGAGAGAAACGCCGACGCGCACUUUGGCGGUUAAGCCCUCAGCUGAGAAGGAGGAGCGGCGACCCCCGUGGAAGAAAAGACAAGAGCAGGGAGUUUUAAAAAAGAAGAAGAAGAAGAAGAAGAAGAAGAAGAAGAAGUCAGGGUGGGACGGAAUAAUCCAGGAAGUGUGGAGGCCGGUCAGGUGGGAGGCGACGCGUCUGAACAGGUGUAUGAACUGUGCUGACCUCUGAGCAAAGGACCAAAGAGGAGGGGGACAAGCAGGAGGCAGAGGACAGCAGGCAUCCAUCUUCUCCUGAGUUUAUGGACUGGAGGUAGGAAUGUGUUGUCAUACAUUACU
Plectropomus leopardus (leopard coralgrouper) is the source of this 716-nucleotide messenger RNA. Lineage: Eukaryota; Metazoa; Chordata; Actinopteri; Perciformes; Serranidae. The record is from RefSeq and is a predicted model, not a curated record.